Molecule: messenger RNA, 10217 nt
Organism: Haemorhous mexicanus (house finch)
Lineage: Eukaryota; Metazoa; Chordata; Aves; Passeriformes; Fringillidae
Gene: PTBP3
Product: polypyrimidine tract binding protein 3
Exons: 15
Coding region: 386-1936 (516 amino acids)
Biological process (GO): mRNA processing; regulation of RNA splicing
Cellular component (GO): nucleus
Molecular function (GO): mRNA binding
Source: RefSeq, a predicted model, not a curated record
GGCCGAGCACGGGGGUCCCGCUCCGCCGCCGCGCAGGGGCCGCGCUGAGGGGGCGGCGGCGGCCGCUGGCCGUGGGGAGCGCCCCGAGGGUUCCACCUGGUGCCGCCUGCGGCGGGGCGGUGACCAGCACAUCCCGGCUCCUUCUUCCUCGAAGCAGCGGGGGUGGAGAGAGAGGGGCUGGGGGAGGUCCUCUCCGCCCCUGUCGGAGGGAGCGGAGCGGAGCGGAGCGAGGGGAAAGCAUGUGAAAAUUGUUCCUAUUUCUUCAGGUCUGUGGACGUGAAUUUUACAUUGGAGUUAGAGGCAGCAUUUUUGACACUUUUUGCAGAGUGGUUCUUUAGUGUGGUCCUGACAAGCUGCUUCUGGUGUCAGUAACAGACCUUCUACCAUGAGCAAUUCUACUUCAGCUGCAGAUAAUGAGAAGAAAAAAAGUAAAGGAAAAAGAUCUCCAUGUUCCCCUUCACGUGUCCUUCAUAUUCGUCAAAUUCCAAAUGGUGUUACUGGAGCAGAAGUUGUUUCAUUAGGUCUCCCUUUUGGCAAAGUAACCAAUCUCUUGAUGCUAAGAGGAAAAGGUCAGGCAUUUUUGGAAAUGGCUUCUGUAGAUGCUGCUGUUUCUAUGGUGAACUACUACACUCCUGCUACACCUCAUCUUCACAAUCAGCCAGUUUAUAUUCAGUAUUCCAAUUACAAGGAACUUAGGACUGACAAUCAGCAUAAUCAGGCUAGACCCCAACCUGUACCGCAGUGUGCGAAUGCUGUGCAGCAUGGAAACCUGGGUAUUACAAGUGCUCUUGCUGCUGAAGGUGGGGUCCUUCCAAGUCAUGGUUCUGUUCUUCGAAUCAUUGUUGAAAAUGUUUUUUGCCCUGUCACUUUAGACAUACUGUAUCAGAUUUUCUCUAAAUUUGGCUUUGUCUUGAAGAUUGUCAUGUUCCAUAAGAACAAUCAAUUUCAAGCUCUUCUCCAAUAUGCUGAUGCAAUGAAUGCAUAUUAUGCCAAAAUGUCUCUGGAUGGCCAUUGUAUCUACACUGGCUGCUGCACUCUGCGUAUUGAUUUCUCCAAGUUAACUAACCUAACGGUGAAGUACAACAAUGACAAAAGUAGAGAUUUCACUCGCAUUGACCUUCCUUUUGGUGAUGGCCAACGAACUGUGGAGACAUCCUUAUCUACUCCCUUUGCUACCCAAAAUACCAUAUUUCCAUCAUAUACAGGGCCUCCUGGGUUUGCCCCAGCCUUGGGCUUUCCUCAGGGAGCAGGUCCUUCUGUUCUGCCUGUUCCUGGAGCACUUGGUCCUCUCACAGUCACCACAUCAGCAGCGCCUGGACACAUGACUAUUCCUGGUAUUCCAGGAAACUCUGUUUUACUAGUUAGCAACCUCAACCCUGAAGCCAUCACACCUUAUGGACUUUUCAUCCUGUUUGGUGUGUAUGGUGACGUGCAUCGUGUGAAAAUCAUGUUUAAGAAAAGAGGAAUUGCUUUGGUUCAGAUGGCUGAUGCAACCCAAGCCCAAUUAGCUAUCAACUACUUGAAUGGACAGAGGCUUUAUGGAAGGGUCAUGCAUGCUACUCUUUCAAAAUAUCAGACAAUUCAACUUCCUCGUGAGGGACAAGAGGACAAAGGUCUGACAAAGGACUAUAGCAAUAGCCCUUUACAUCGCUUUAAGAAUCCCUGCUCUAAGAACUUCCAAAAUAUAUUUCCUCCAUCUGCAACCUUGCAUCUGUCCAACAUCCCGCCUUCUGUUACUGUUGAUGAUUUGAAGAACCUUUUUACAAGUAAAGGAUCUACUGUGAAAGGCUUCAAAUUUUUCCAGAAAGAUUGCAAAAUGGCUCUUAUCCAGCUGGGUUCUGUGGAAGAAGCAGUUCACGCUCUCAUUGAGCUUCACAAUCAUGACUUUGGAGAAAACCAGCAUCUCAGAGUUUCCUUCUCAAAAUCUUCAAUCUGAAUUUUCUGUGAAUUUUCCCUUUAAGGCUGCAUAAUGGUUUUAGUAAAAUCUUCAAAGAGAGACUGAGACAGCUCUGACCAACUCUGUCUCUUAAAAGGAAAAGCUCAUUCAUACACAAAGAAUUAAGUGAUGAUUUUUUCUGAUUUUAGCUGCAAUUAUGUCAUCCAUAGAUUCUUCUGUGAAAUCAUUUUAGCAACAAUAUUUAUCAUCAAAUUUCCUACUUAAAAUUAUGUUUUGAAACCAUCCUUUCAGCUUUUGUUUGAAGUCAGCCUUACAAAACAAUUUCUGAGUGCUUUUACAAUUUACCAAAUUAGUAUGUUUAAUUAAAAGGUAAACCUACUUUGUGCAGAUUAAACACUAAUUUGAAUGUGAAAUAGUGCUUGGGUUUCCUGAAGAAAAGCAAACAGUAACUGUGAGUAUCCUCUAAAUAGUAUUUAUGUUACCAAGGUGUGUGUUCAUACUUUGGCAAAUCUUUACAAAUAACUUGUUUAUAAAAAUUAAAAGUCUGUGCUGUUGUUAUAGAUUAAAUUAUUAGAGAAAAGGCAGUGCCUUCUCUCUGUGGAAUAAAAGUAUUUGACAAUUUUCUUCAAGGUGUGGUAUUGGAGAAUUAGUUUGACUUGACUGUGGGUUGGACGUUUGAUGUCCUAUUUCUACUAUGAAGGGAUGUGUAACAAUACCUUGGAGAAAAUAAAACAAGAAAAUUAUCUUGAUUUAAAAAUAAUUUUUUUACAUUUCUCUAAAUAAUUAAAUGUUUGCAAUCAUAUGGGAAAUAUUCAGGUCUGUGAUGGUUUCUCAAGUUUUUAAGAAGUUAUUUUUGCUAAGGUCAUUUUUCAGGGCAGAAAAAUUAAACCUCGAGGUUUUUUACCACUCUACAGUCUAAUACUUAAAUUACUGUGUAUUUACCUAAUUUCUUAUUUUGUGCCUUACUAUAUGUGUAUGAAUAGAUUAGAGUGUUACCUGAAGUAUCUUGCAAAAAUGUUGUGGGCUUUGUGAAAAUUCUCCUCUUGGUCUUUUUGUAAAUGUUUUCCAUGAUAAUUCAAUAUAUAUUUUUUCAUUAAUUAAUAUUUUGAAUUCUAGUUUCUUGUGCUUUCUUAUGGAGAUUGGAUGUAGAUGGGAAUAAGGUUUCAUUUGUUGUGAAAUCACAUAGGCAUUCUUUAAAUUUACCUAGUUGCACUUCUCUGAUGGUAGUUCUUCACUGAUAAAAAAUUCACACCCAGAAAAAAUAUACUAAAAAAUCAAACAAACCUAUAUAGGAGGGCCAAACAGCAAAUCCAGUUAGUUUCCUGGACUUCAUCUGACUUUUUGAGAGACACUGGCUAUAUCAGAAUAUUCUUUCAGGUUUCUGCAUUUCUUUCAUUUUUAAUAGUUUACAGUAUUAAACUUAAAGUAAUAGAAUACUAUCAUUCUUUCCUUUGUAAGUAUGAAAAAAUGUUUGAUACUGAAUCUUGAUUCCUCUUUGGGGAAUGAGCUGAGAUGCAGUUAGGUUUUGCCAUGAGUGUACAGAUGAAUACUAAUGACUAAUCAUAUUUUAAAAAGCUAAAUUUCAUUUUGAGAGCUUUUUUUUCUGUAGUAUUUUCUUUCACACAAAUUAAUUUAAUUUUGCUUACCACAUUUAAAGACCUAUUUCUUUCAAAUCUGGCAUUUACUUCUAACUAUUGCAGAAUUUGUUUCUGCUGUAAUGUUUUGCCACUCAUAAUUGGUUUUGUUCAUUGGAAUUGUAUGACUUUAUCUUUCUAGAAGAAAGAGUAUGUUUCUACCAUGAUCUGAGUAUUCUGUAGUGAGCUUUCUCAAAUUUUCUCUCUGAAUUAUUUUUGCAAAAUCAGCCUUACAGAAGCUUGGCAGAUACUACCUUAAUCUAUAUAAAUUGAUUACAGGUGUAGUAUUAAGAAAACUUCCCUGCCUGACCAUCCGGGAGCCAUUCUGGCAGUCACUCUUGCACCACCUGGGCUGGAGCUGAAGCUCUUCCAGUUACAGCCCCCACAUCCCCACAGUCAGAACAGGUUUCCUUACUGGGCUGAGCCCAGAUUUCCCAUAGCAGUCUCAGGUCUCCCAACCAUUAAAACGAUUUCAUCACAGUGCAAUAACAAACAAACAGUUCGGGCUGCUGUCUCUGAGGAGGGACCCAGAACAAAGGAACCCCUGGGCCUUUAUCCCCUCACCAGUCUAAGCGUGGGAAGGUCUGGGAUCGUCGGCUCCUGCCGUGUCCCGGUGUCUGGUCCACAGGUCCCCGGCCCUUGUGUGCCCAGGGUUGGCUCUUCACGGCCUCUUUGCCUGGGCUUCCCCAGCCUGAGCUCAACCUGCAGUUCCCCCUGCAGCUGCACCCCGAGCUACCUCAGUGAAUGUGUUCCUCAAAAGUAGCAGCCAAUCUGACUGCACAGAUGUAGCUAUAAUAAGAGCUGUUCAACACAACUAUAUAAAUACGCAGAAUGUACUAUGUACUGGAAAGUUCAACUGGCUUAGGAAAAUAUUCCCCUAAGGGAUGUUAUCUUUUGAAUUUCACAGAAUGGUGUGGGUUGAUCUCCAUGAGGUUCUCACAGUCUCGCUGCUCAGUCCGUCCAGAUCCUUCUGGAUGGUAUCCUUUCUUUCUAGGACUGCACCACACAGCUUGAUGUUGUCAGCAAACUUGCAGAGGGUGCAGUUGAUUUCACUGUCCAUGUCACCAAUAAGGCUGUUUAACAGCUCUGGUACCAUUUAUAAUCCUUACAGAACACUGCUCAUUAUUGGUUUCCACUUCAACAUCAAGCUGUUGACCACAACUCUUUCCUUUGGCCAUCAAGGCAUUUAAUUUUCCAGCUAGAGGUCCACUCAUCAAAUCCGUGCCUCCAGUUUAGAGACAAGGAAGUUACAUGAGAAAGUGUCAUGCUUUGCACAAGUCCUGGUAGAUGACAUCAGUUGCUCUUUUCUUAUCCAACAUUGCUGUAACUCUAAUGUAGAAGGCCAUAAAAUCUGUCAGGCAUGAUUUGGCUUUAGUAAAGCCAUCUAUUUCAUAAUCUUACUGGGAACCAAGGUGGAACUUCCAGACUUAUAGUUCCCUGGGUCUUUCUUAUUUCCCUUUUUACCAAUGUAGGCUAUAUUUCCCCUUUCUCAGAAAAGCAUUAGCUUUUACAGUUUCAUAGACCUGGGUUGCUAAGAAAGCCUCUUUUCCUCCCUGGCCACAUGUUACUUCCACCCUCUGUAGCCUUUCUUUUAAUGUUUUGAGUUCAUCCAGUAGUUCCUUGUUCAUCUAACACCAUUCUGACAUUUUUGCCUGACUUCCUUUUUGUUGGGAUAAUCACUCCUGAGCUUGGAGAAGGUGAUCCUUGAAUACCAACCAGCUUUCUUGGGUCUCUCUUCCCUCCAGGGCUUUUUCCCCAUGAUACUAUAUGAGGCAGAUCGCUGAGGAGGCCAAAGGCUGCUCUCCUGAAGUCCAGGGUCAUGAGCUUUCUGUGCACCUUCCUUGCUUCCCUAAGGAUCUCAAACUCCAUUUUGUGGUCCUUGCAAUCAAGGCUGCCCUUGAGCUUCACAUUUUCCAUCAGCCUCUCCUUGUUGGGAAAAAAAAGGGCCAGCAUAGCACCUUCUCUCCUUGGCUCCUCCAUCAAUUGAAGAAGGAAGGUACCAUCAAUGCAUUCUAGGAAGCUUCUGGAUUGUUUAUGUGCUGCUAUGUUGACAAAUAUAGGGUGGUUGAAGUUCUCCAUGAGGAACAAGGUUUGUGUAUGUGAGGCUGCUCUUCUCUGUAAGGGACCUCAUCUUCUCUGUCUUCCUGGUCAGACAAUAUGUAGCAGAUCCUUACUAUAAAGCCACCUUCCCUUCCCUGCCUUUAAUCCCAACCCAUUAACUCUCAAGUCAGCUCCUCAUCCAUCCACAGGUGGGGCUCCAUGAUCGCCAGCUGGUCAUCGACAUAGAGGGCAACACCACCUCCUUGCCUACCCUUCCAGUCUUUCCUGAAUAGCCUAUAUCCUUCCAUUCCAGCAGUCUACUCUUUAGAGCCAUCCCACUAUGCAUCCAUGACAUACCAGUGAGGUCAUAGGCAUGCCCAUAUGUCUAGCUCUGCUUGUAUAAACAAGAAUAAUAAUAAGAAUAAACAAGAAGGGGAAUAAUCCCCUUCUUAGGUUCUCUUGCAUAGAUGCUUUGGAGUUGAGACCCUAAUGAAGCUGAUUUACUGGCUGGAGUAGCUGGAAUUCCUUUGUGUUGUUGUUCUGGUGCUUUUCUGCUGACCUGUGAUCCCUCUUUAGGCUCUGGGCAUCUAUUGCUGGCACUGGCAGCAAAUUGAUAAGAGUGAGAUGUGUCGGGACCCAUCCCCAUAUGGGCCACCAGUUGUUGGUGUCAGUGCUUGGCACCAAUUGACAGUGGAUGGAAACUGUCACCAUCAGUUUAUCAUCUUACUGUAAAACUUUCAUACCUUCUCUCUGUGAGUUCCUAUGGGCAGCUUCUCACAGCACUGACUCCUUUUCUCUUCCUUCUGCAUGGCUGGCUGACUCCUUCCUGUCCCUUGCACACCACCUGACCCUUACUGCUCCUCACAGCACAGCCAACAAACUCCAGCUCUCCUCCCAACUUGCUAACCCACUCUUUUAUAACCCCCAUCCUUACUGGACAUAGCUGUGCCCUAUUAAGGGCAGGGCUGUUCCUACUCUGGUAAUUAGUACAGCUGCAACUCCUCAGGGGUGAGAUUGCCUUUAGCACUAUCUCUAUUCUCCUAUAAUCCAUCCUCCCACAGGGACGGACUAAAAUUCCCUUCCCCCUGGCAUCUUUAGUUUAAAGCCCUUCUCACCAGUUUGGCAAGCCUAUGGCAGAAGAUGCACUUCCCCUCUUCUGACAGAGGGACCCCGUCAGCCCUCAGUAGACCCAGUUUUUGAAAGCAAGUCCCAUGAUCAAAGCAGACAAACCCCUGGCUUGGACACAGCCCCAGAAACAUUUGUUGAUUCACUAGAUUUGACUGGCCCUUUCAAACACCUUCCCUUUGACUGUGAGCAUUGAUGAAAAGACUGCCUGUGGAAUCUUAAAAAUUUUUAACUUAGAAAAAAUCUGAAUGUUGGAAUUUAUUGUGUUUGCUUUUUGGUUUUGUAAUACAAGUAUUGUGUAUCUUUUUUGAUUCACCUUUCUUGUUCUGUCUUUGCAAUCUAAUUAUUCUUGCCAACAUACUUUUUGAUUUGUGUGUAUCUGAAAGAUGAUGCCUCUUAGGGAGAUCUGCUUUUACAAGAUAUGCAGAUAACCUUUGAAACUUGACAGUACACUUUAACAUUUGCUUAGCAGUGCGAAGGCACUAGUUAAGGCUACUUUUUCCCUUUUAGUGUUCCACCUUGAAUAACUGAAAGCAUGAACAUAACACCUUAGUUAUUACAAUGCAUUGUUAGUGAAGAAUCAUGGCAGAAGGAAUACUUCUUAUACUUUGUGCUUGACUCAUUAGUGCCUCAUGCAGAAGCACAGUUGCAUCUCGGUUCUUGAUUCUCUAAAGCUCUUGAUAUCUAUGAAGAGAGUAAGAUUUGGGAAAGAAUGAUAUUCUACAGAGUCUCACAGUGAUGUGGAUGGAAUGGGACCUCCAAAUGCCUUAGUCCUACCUCUCAGUCAGAUUAUAUACAACUUUAAGCAGUUACUCAAAAAUGUAAAUUGAAAAACAAAAUCAAAUGGAACAAAUUCUUUGUUCUUUGCUGUUCUGUUUGGCGGUCCUCACUGUGAAUAUGCUUCCUUAAUAUGUAACUAGGCUUUAAACAUACUGCAUUCUAUGUCUUUUGCCUUUUUCCCUGUUACUCAUGUACAUCUGAAGAGGAUUCUGGCUUCAUCUUCUCUAUAUUGUAGCCUUAAGCUGUUAAAGAUACGUUUAUAAUUUCUUUAACGUAUUUUAAAGAAAUAUGUAAAGAAAUUAUAAACGUAAUUUCUGUUUGUGAAGUAUCUGGUAAUGUGCACAGUUCAAGUUGGAAUUUGGGCAUGUGGUGGAGCUGUCUUGUGCAGGGCCAGGAGUUGGACUCUAUGAUCCUUGUGGGUCUCUUCCACUUCCACAUAUUCUAUGAUUUUGUGACUGUAUAGUUAUGCCUCUGUUUAUGUCAUAUCCUUGAAUCAACUCUGAGUUACCUCCUAGUCCAUUUUUUUUGAUGGAUGCAUGCUUGGUUCAAAGUGUAAUAAGGCAUAUCCUUGAAUCAACUCUGAGUUACCUCCUAGUCCAUUUUUUUUGACGGAUGCAUGCUUGGUUCAAAGUGUAAUAAGGCCUUUUUAACAACCCAGGAGCAGCUAAGUGCCUUUUCAAUUGAUCCUUGAUUUGUUAUAUAAUGGUAAAAGUUCUACUUCUUUUAAUUUCUGCAGAACUCUUAAAACAUCAGAACCAAUUUCUGAAACUUUGACCUAUAAUUUGACUCAGUUGCCUUGUCUGCUGGUCCUGUAAGUUGCACUGGAUUUGUGUACUGAUAAAUUGAGGUCCUUUUUAUUCAGAAGAUAUUCCACAUACCUGUGGAAACUUGCCUAUUUGUGACAUUUUUCUGAUUACAGGCAGCAAACCAGUGUUUGUUUGCCAAGAAAACUAUGAGUCUUUGUGGAUAGUAGUGCCAGUGAGGUCUGUCUAGUCAAUUAUCUUCCCCUCCUCUGAUUGAUAUCAGUAGGAAAGUAGUAAGUUGGGGUUUUUUUAUAAGAGAUGUAGACCUACUACUUGCCAUUUUAUGCUGUUAGCUUAUAUUUCUGGUUUUUAAAUGAGAGGUCAGCUGCCUAUGAAAAGCAUUGUUUUGCCUUAACCUUUGGCCCUGAUGUUGUUAGCUAGAGCACAACUACCAGACUUAGUCUUGUCAUUGUUGUGCUGAAAUGAUACUAGUCAGAUUGCACAGAAUUUUUUCUUUACAUCAACUUUAUCUUCUGAAGUUUGGUUUGCUAUAUACAAGAUUGUUUUCCUGCUCUUUUCAAAGCAAAUCCUAACAGUUAGAAUGUAAAAUUUCUGAAGUAUUUAACUUCAGGGUUUUAUUGAUGGGGGAUGUGAUAUAGGAACAAAAUUGGACCAAAGUUUUUGUGCCUUCAGUAGUUUUAUAUGUAGGGUUUUUCAUAUCUGUAGGUGUCUUUAAGUACAAUAAAUACAUUUUUCUCCUCUGGAAAAUGUAUAUUUAUAUUGUGAAAAAUUAAUAUUGUCUACUGACUAUACAAUACGUGAACUACAGCUGUUUCAAUAAACAUUUAAUUAUUCCACUGUCUUUCCCAUUACAGGUUUGGUUUUUUUUUAACUGCAAUAUGUAGAAAUCCAAGCAUAACUCACGUUAUUUCCUACUUCAGAUAAUAAUGACAUGUUGUGCUUGGAGGAGUCCCAAAGAAAUUAAAUGCUUACAUAAUUGAAGGUCCUUGAUAAAUGAAGAAAGCUUUUACUUCAGCAGAUUAAUGUCAUCCCUGUAAGCAGUUUUUCAGUUCUUGGAAACUGUGCUUUAUUUAUGAGUGGGAGGCUACCACACAUAAACUUGAUUUGAAGCACUUUCCAAUUAUUUUUGAAUAUAUUACCCACUUUCUGCAGAAGUUCACCAUAGAACUGCUGCAGCACAAGAUAAAAGUUGCUAACCAAGCAGAUUCUUGCAUCAUUAUGUCACUUCAUUUUCUGACCAAAGACUGUUCUGGUUUUACUGAAAUGUAUGAAAACCUGUUUUCUCUCACACUUUUUUCUGAUGGGAAGACCCCAAAGCAAACUGGCCUCUAUUUGAGACUGUUAACUGGUGGCAGAAAUGGUGGAAAAUGGAAAUAGUAAUGUGAACCAAAUAGUGUGAGAGAAGGCAAAAAGUUAAUAUAUUGCUUUUAGUACUGUACUCAAGACACAGUAAACAUCUCUAAGAAUUGCUGCCAUUCCCUCAUUUCACAUGAUCUGUUAAUAAAAAUUCCAUUUCAGUUUAUAAAAAUGUUCAUCUAACUCAAGAAAAUACUGUAAAUAUUUGUAGCAUCAUGUUUUGUUUUGUUUUUAUUUUGGUUUGUUGUUUUUUUUUUAAUCUGGCAAAAGAGUGUUUGGGGAAACAAAUGAAAAUAUAAAAUGUUUUUAUAUAAAAAUAUUGUCUGUAUAUUUUAAUAAGCAAAAGCUUUCAUUUGUAAAGCAUCUUGUGGCAUUGCAUGAAAAGUAUUUUAUAUCUGUGGAGAUGACAUAAAACUGAAAAGAUAUAAGAUGUAUUAAAGAAACCUAUUUUGUGACUGUGUAGUGCAUGGUGAAUAUGAUUUUGUUUGUGCUGUAAUAUAUUCUGUUUUUUUAGGUUAGUGUGUUUUCUGAUUACAUGAUAUCUAUACCUAACUAAUUUCCUAACUGUAGUUGUUGUAGCAUGUCUUUUAAUAAAUGUAAUUAUGGCUAUACUCUCUUAAA